CUUACAUUAUGUCACACGAGAUUGCCGAGUGAGACCAAUCGACUUGGGACUCAUCCCCAUGUUCAGUCUGAGAAAAGCGAGUGUUCGCCGAGGCAGACUCUGAUGCGUAGGGGUCACCGCUGCACCCCGAAGCCGGAACCCACCAUGUGGAGCAGAUGACACCUUUCUUUAAAACCGACAUCGCGAGCCGAAAACGCCAAGGGGUGCAAUGGGCGACCAGUACAGACUGUUGGCCCGCGCUGCUCCAGCGCCUGCUACUCACCGAGACUCUUCUGCGUUUCCACCACCAGUCGACUCACUGGCUCAUGAUGAGAAGGCCCCAUCCGUCGCAGCCACUAAGCUCUACCUCGAAGCCGCGACGUUCCCUGCAGCAGUCCUCACCCAAAAAGCUCGCUCUGUCUCCAAGAGAUUCGUGGCGGUCGUUGUAGCCUCGCUCUUCGCAUUCACCCACUUCGCGCUGCUCAACUUCCGGUCUAUCCCCACCAGACCACAUCUCACGCGCCUCCCGAUCAAUGCUGACACCAUCCUCGCGCGAUGCCGCACGCUCCAUGCGAAGCCGGUGCCUCCCGGGCCCGAGUACUACGCGCGCAGACAGUCGGAUCGGUUUGAGCCCGGGACGCGUGCGGUCUUGCUGAGGAACGCGACGAUCUGGACGGGACGCGCCGACGGGCUCGAGGUGGUGCGCGGUGAUAUGCUCAUGGACGGGGGCGUCAUCGUCAGUGUCGGAGAUGUUCCGGCGGCACUGCUGGUGGCAGGCGAAUACGACGUGUUGGACGUUGCGGGUGCCUGGGUCACACCUGGACUUGUCGACAUGCACGCUCACUUUGCAGUCGAUCCUGCGCCGGUGCUCAGCGGCGCGCGGGACGGCAACUCGAACCGAGGUCUCGUUCUGCCCUUCCUGCGUGCGGUCGACGCCUUGAACACUCACGAUGAGGGUUUUAUCAACUCGAUGUCGGGCGGUGUGACCACCGCUCUGGUUAUUCCUGGGUCCACCAAUGGAAUCGGCGGUCAGGGCUUCACGAUCAAAUUGCGACCUACCAAAGAGCGGUCCAGCUCGGCCAUGCUGGUUGACUCUCCUUUGACGCUGAAUGGGUCUGCCAUUGAUUACGAAGCGCCCCUACGUUGGAGGCACAUGAAACACGCAUGUGGUGAAAAUCCAUCUAGAUACUUCGAUGUUGUUCGGAUGGACACCGUGUGGGCCGUCAGACAAAUAUACGACCAAGCUCGACAAAUCAAGAACGCGCAAGAUGGAUUCUGUGAACGCGCUUUGGCCGGUGAGUGGGAAGGUCUUGGCAACUUUCCCGAAGAUUUGGCUUUGGAGGCUUUGGUCGACAUUCUUCGAGGAAGAUUCAAGGUCCAAACCCACUGCUACGAAGCCGUGGACAUCGAUUACUUUGUGCGCUUGACCCAGGAGUUCCAGUUCCCCGUCUCGGCCUUCCAUCAUGCUCACGAAACGUAUCUGGUCCCUGACCUCCUGAAGAAAGCAUACGACCACGCGCCUGGUUCUGCCAUUUUCUCGAGCUUCUCGCGGUACAAGCGCGAAGCAUACCGGCACUCGACUUAUGCAGCUCGGAUCCUCGCAGACAACGGUCUCAAGGUUGCCAUGAAGAGCGAUCAUCCCGCCAUUCCAUCGAGAUUUCUUUUGCAUGAGGCUCAACUUGCUCAUUACGCAGGGCUGAGCACCGGUCUCGCAUUGGCCUCGGUGACUACAACGCCUGCUGAGCUGAUUGGACUGUCCCAUCGCGUGGGUUUAAUCAAACCUGGCUAUGAUGCCGAUGUUGUUGUUUGGGAUUCACACCCCCUUGCACUGGGAGCAGCUCCAACUCAGGUCUAUGUUGACGGCAUCCCGCAGCUGUCCAAGCCGUUCUCAGUCAAGAAACCCGCGUCAUCUCAGCAUGCUCCGAAAACACCCAACUUCGACCGAGAGAGAGCGGACGCGAUCAAAUACGAGGGCCUGCCUCCCCUUGAGCCGGAGGUGCGUACUCCGGAGUCGAUCUUGUUCCGGAACGUCUCGAGUCUGCUUGUGGACGGGUUCGCCUCCUUCGCGGCUCCGGGCGACGUGCUCGUUAAGGAAGGUGUGAUUGUGGCUGUAUCGGGCGCAUCGGCACUCGACUCUCGUGGCGCGCGCAUUGUUGAUUUGGAAGGCGGGAGCAUCAGCCCUGCGAUGGUCUCCGUUGGCACGAUCAUGGGCUUGGAGGAGAUGUGGAGCGAGGAUUCGACAGGCGACGGGGCUGUCUUUGAUCCGCUGAUGGGUCACGUCCCUUCUAUUUUGGGAGAAGACACUCUGAUACAGGCGUACGAUGGACUGCAGUUCGGGUCCCGCAAUGCGCUUUUGGCAUACCGCGAAGGCGUCGCCACGGCUAUCGAAGCACCAAAGGGCUACAAGUUCAUGUACGGACUCAGCACGUCGUUCUCGCUUGCUGCGCGGCAUAAGCUGGAGAAAGGCGCGGUUGUGCAGGAGAUCGCGGCGCUGCAUGUUUCUGUGACGAUGGGCAACUCGGACGAGGCUUCGGUCAGCACCCAAAUUGCGACUCUGAGGCGGCUGUUGUUGGACCCUCCCAAGAGCUACGGAUUCAAGCAGGUCGUCGAGGGAACUAUACCCCUGGUCGUUGACGUCAACAGCGCAGACAUCAUCGCAAGCCUGCUCGCCCUGAAACGCCAGGUGGAACACAAACACGGCAACGCCAUCAACGUCACGCUCUUCGGAGGAUCGGAGGCUCACUUGCUUGCCAAGGAAAUCGCUGAGGCCAAUGUCGGGGUAGUGCUCGCUCCGGCCCGUAGCUUCCCUCACACGUGGGAAAAACGCCGGAUCCUUCCGGGGCCGCCAUUAUCCGCAGAAAGCUCUGCGGCGUAUUUGCAUAGGCAUGGAAUCACCGUCGGACUCGCACCUCAGGGUAUCGAGGGAUUGCCCCUGAUGACUGGCUGGGCCGUUCAUAAUCUGCGCUUUGAUGCGGGCUGGGUUUUCAUUGAAUCCGGGGGUGCUGUCUCGAAGGAGGCUGCGCUGGCCAUGGUUUCGACGAAUCUCGAGAAGCUGCUGGGAGUGUCUGCGUCGGCAAACGGGAGCACCGAGUUUGCCGCGACGAAGGGCGGGGAUUUGUUCAGCUUCGAAAGCAAAGUUGUAGCCAUGAUAUCUGGCAAGCGGGGGCUCGUUGACCUGCUGUGAAGACAUCUUGUUUUACGGCAUAUAUAACGAUAGUGGAUAAUUUGAACACUGAGAUUGUAGGUACUUCAAGUAUGCAAACCCCUGGGCUCAGGCUUAGGCUGCGAAUGAUGCACUUCAGAAGAGCAGUCGAUCCAUACACCACUGUAUACGCACGCGCACAGUCAUCGAUUUCACCGGAAGAAUGCCCCGGACAAAACCCAUGAAUUGUGGGUCAGGACAAGAUACGUUCGGGCCAAAAAGUAUGGGAUUUCACAGGUCAUCGGUUUCACGGGGUAUCUAUGGAAUUACAGCUACGUGCUAGAGCAAGUUGACGAGCCCCUCUCCCAUGUCGUUGGUGUUGUACCCCCACCGAUCGGGCCGAGUCUGGAGGUACACGACCCCGUCCUCAAUCACGGUCUCGGUCGUGCUGUUGGUCUUGGGUAGGACGCGGAUACGGAACGUUUUGGACUCGAUGGUCUCCUGGAGACCCUCCUGGAGCAUGUCGUCGUCCUUGAAACCUGGAGAAUCAUGUCAUAAUCAGUGGGCCGCUGGGAUGGCGUCAGAUGGGACCCACCCUGGCGCUCAAGCUGGUACUGCAGACCCUGGAAGUAGCGGAGCACAAUCCCGCCGAAACCAGACUCCCAGUCCUUGGAGUCAGUGAUCCCCGUGGAGAGGGCUUUGUAGACCUCCUCGAAGUUGGGGUCCAGUGUAAACUCGGCUCCGAGGAUCUUGCUGAUGGCCUCCUUGCACUCGUCGAUCUCCUCGUCGUACUUGUCGUCAAUCGAGUGUUUGGCCGACAGAGAGAAGCCCGCGGUUUCGACGCCCUCGACUGCGGGAAGGAUCGUGCUUUCUUGCCAGCUGCGGAUGGGAUAUCAGUACACAUAGUGUGUCGGCGUGCGCAAGGGCAACGUACUUUUGGUUGUAGCCGAGACGGUCGUGGCGGAAGAGAAUGCGGUAGACACCAUCCUUGACAUCGGCGCUAAUGGUCUCGCCCUUGUCACCGUUGGGGUUCACCUAACAAAGGUUUAGUAUGGACACUAUUAGAAUCAAUCAUACAAUCCACCUCGAGGGUGAUCUCAGACUGUUUGACGGCAUCGUUGAAAUACUGCUUCCCGUUGUCGCCAUAAGUCUUGAGGAAGCUCUCCAGUCCAGUCACGAACCCCUCGAAGUAGCUGGAACGCGAUGAUUAGGCGCUAGGCCAAUUCGCCAAUCCACGAGCCUCAGACAUACCCAUUGAAGCAGCUGCCCGCGGACGUGUUGCCGUCCUCAGCAUAGGCCCACACCUCGCCUGGCUUCACACUGAUGGUAUACUCGGAUCCAAGUGCCGUCUUGAUGCGCUCUUGCAGCGCCUCCUUCUUCGAAUCAAAGUUAUCUCGGACUGAUAAUAGUGAUAAGAUUACCCCGCAUAAGCUAGGUGAUCGGAUGUGGGGACGCACUAUCUUUGCGAACGGCGAGCGGGAGCUUCUCGAUGGCAGGCUUGGGCGACCAGGCGGGAGUCUUGGGCAUCGUGCUGUAGAAGUGCUGUAGAGAGUUGGAAGAGGCGUCGGUCGUUGCUGCUCUUGCCUAGAAAUUCAGCAAGUCUUUAAUACGCACUCGCUUAGGCACAGAGCCUCCUUUCGACUGAUCAACUGAUCAAUCGAAUAUCAGUCCGGGCGCGACAGGACGUCCAUGUCCACGUCGAGAUGUUUAGGACCCGUUUGGCAGGCCAAAGCCAAGAGUCUUGGUCAGGAGGGACCGCAAUUGAGGGAACGUUUAUGAUUCUGUAGUGUCUAGGGACACGAGCUGUAGAUUAUGACACCAAAUUGAAAUGGAUGGUCUAUUGGUCGAA
Molecule: messenger RNA, 4970 nt
Organism: Mycena citricolor
Lineage: Eukaryota; Fungi; Basidiomycota; Agaricomycetes; Agaricales; Mycenaceae
Source: the annotation of a GenBank genome assembly